AUGCCGCAACAACAGCUGACAAUCGCAAGUCCGAAAACAGAAAAGAAAGACGAGUCACACCACCACGACCUCUCGUCGUCAUCAACAACAGCGACCACAGUUGGUGGUGAUACUCCCGUUCAGCUUUUUGAAUCGAUGGCAUCUGACUUGGUGCCAUCACAAUUCCAGGAACAUUCGUUAGAAACUUCAUCAUCAUCAACAGAUACCACCUACUUCAGAAUGAGCGAGAGAGGUCUCACAACGACGACGACCGUGUCUUUAACGUCAUUGUCAUUACCCAAUCAUAAUAAUAUUGACAGCAACCACACUCAAGAAAUUCCGUCCAUUCUUCCAAUCACUCCAUUGGAGAACACUCUUUCAACGACGACGACGACGACUACUCUAUCAGCAGCAGAUUGCACGACGAUGGACACCACAUCCAUUCCAAUUACUUUGCACAAUGAUGAUCUCAACAACAUGACGACGAAACAGAACCCUACGGAAUCAAGAACAACCACAACAACCUCAAGUUCAUCAUCACCCUCUCAGCAACAACAACAAGAAAAUCCAACCUCCUCGACGAGCCCUCCUCUGACACCCUCUCUUCUCCAAACAACCACAACCACACACAACAGCAGCUUCGUCGUACCACGACACCACACCCAUCAUGGCUCGAUUGGAGAAGAAGAAAAGAGUAUUCCGAGCUGCGUGGUUGUUACUACUAAUAACAGGAGGAGGAAUGAAGGAGAAGAAUUAGAGGAGGAGGAGGAACAAAAUCUCACUCCAACCAUACGAAUCAAUCGUACACUGAACGCAUGUCAUAAUCAUUCGACCAAUAAUAAUGAUAAUAAUAACAACAACAAGAACAACAGUAAUGAACAUAACAUGAUCCAAUCAACACCUUCAACCUCUUCCACUACAUCAUCCUCAACUCAUCUCAACAACACAAUGAUGAGUCCAGUAAAAACUCCUUCCGAAGAGAAGGUACUCUCGGGGAAGGUCUUUAAGCAUUUGGCGAAUUAUCUCAAUCAUGUACACAAUAAGAAGGAAGCAAUUGAAAGAGAAGCUCAAAUGACGCAUCAUACGAGAGGCUCAUCACCCUCUCAAAAUCCCACAACACCACACCCAUCCAAUGGUGUAUUAUUUCAUCAUCACCAAUCUCAUACAUUAUCAACAACAACAACAAGAACAACAACAUCAGAGAAUACUACUCUUCGUACUCUCUCACCCAAGCCAUUGAGCGAGUUCACAACCAAUGGCAAUACUGCAGUUUCCUUGACCUCUCCUUCUACUAGGUCAACCACUAAAAUCUCUACUCCACAGCAUUCUUCCUCUCUCAAAUCAUCAUCAUCAACUACUACUACCUCAUCCACACCUCAAUUUUCUUCUUCUUCGACGACCACAAAUAUUAAUCACCAUCAACAACAUCAUCAUCACUUUAUUCCAACAAGCCUUAACAGUGGAAACAAUGUAGCAAUCAUUAACGGAAGGAGAGUUGUAUUGAAUUUUCAAACAUCUACUUUGAAAUCAUCACAAUCAUUUCUGAUGCGUCCUUCUUCAACAUCCACUCCGAAUAAUCAAAAACAAGCUGUAUCAAACCCUAAUUCCUCAAGAAGUGAUCCCUCCUCGCCGACGGCUGUCGACCCGAGUCCUGGAAUUUCUCGAAACCAUUCUGACACGACCUCACCAUCUAACAAAACCACAUUGAUACAAUCUCCUUUUUCAUCGAAUUCACGUGAAUCGUCGACAGAAAAUUCUUCACAUGACACAACGACAACAACCACAACUAGUGGUUCAACAGUUCCAUCCAUCUCUCCAAAUCAUUCAUCAAACAUGAAUAACGAAACAGUGAGUAAUGAGGACCAAUUUGUAAAUACAUUCACUUCAUCACAUGAUACCAAUCUCACGAAUGCUUCAUCCCCAAAAAACACCAAUUUUGUUACCCCUAAUGUUUUUCAAAACUCUGACCUAGAUCAUUCAAGUCCUUCCAAGAUCAAUAAUAACGAGUUACUCGAGUUACUCGAGAAUGGCAGUAACACUUCACCGUCAUCACCGUUCCAACAACCAUCUUCUUCAAAUUCUCCAACUCAACAUCUAAGCAGCCUUUUCAAUUUGAUUGCCAACAGCUCAAAAGCCUUAAAAGAAGCACACACAACCAUCAAUUCGCCAAACAGUACGUCGAACCAAAUUUCAACAUCUUCACUAUUUAACAAGUACAGACAUAAUAGGAGCAAAAGUAAUGGACAAAAUCAUGACGGUCCAAAAGAUCAGAAAAAUUCAGCUGAUUUUUUAACCAAUGCAAAUAAUAAUUCGCCUCCAAAAAGACAACCCUUUCAUUUGGAUUUCAAUAACAAGUCAAAUGUAGAUGAUAAUGUGGAUUUCACUCAUGACAUGUUGUCAGUUCGAUCUAUUACCAGCGUCACAAGUUAUGUUGAUCAAGAUACUAUAACGCCCCGUGCAGAUAACAUUAAUUAUGGAGCUUUUGGUGGAAUUGUUGGUAUUGGAUCAUCCAUCACUCAACACGUAAAUGAAAAUGUUGGAAACAAAACACCAAGAAGAAAAUUAACACAACCAAAUAAUCCUUUAACACCUAGGUCAUCAAGCAAAACAACACAGAAACCCAAAUUUCGAUCUGGACGGAGAAGCAAUUCUUUAGCUGCCUAUGCUGCAGAUAACAAUAACUAUUUUUUUUCACCUGAAAACAAUGGCAGUGAAUUUAUGAAUCGAAAAGAUACUGCAGCAAGUGCUUCGUCUUCCUCUGGUUCUGAGCCAAGUCUUUUUCUUGAUGUAAAAGCUUCCUCAUCAAUGCACAGAAGCGCAUCUAGCGAGAUACCGACCUCGUUACAGAUUUCACCAGUCACACCAACAAAAUCUCACAUUGGAAGACUGGCCUCCUCUCCUGCAGGUGCUAUUUCCUCAGCAAUGGCCCGAGGAGGAGAAGUGGCAGCCUCAGCAUUAGAUAGAAAUCCCAGAGAUGGUAAAGUAUCUGCUGCCUCUGCUCAGAAAAGAGAUUCUUUUGGCGUUGUCAUUCCAUCAUCGCCUCUGAAACAAGUGGUGUCAUCCCUCUCAUUUUACCUCCCAAAACUCACACCUUUGGAUGAAGUUGCAAAAAAUUCAAAUAUUAUCAUUCAUGCUGUAAAGAGAGGAUGUAUUGCACUUUUGGAAUGUGUGCUAAAUGACACUAUUGUCAACUCCGUUAGAGACAACCACAAUGGAAAUUCACUGCUUCAAAUCGCAAUUCAACACAACCAAGUGGAAGUUGUGGCGUUUUUAUUAAGCAAAUACGAUGUCAAUUUGAAUCACACGAACAAAAUUGAAGGAACAGCUCUUCAUACAGCCUCCACAAAAGGUAAUUGUGACGUACUUACUCUUUUAUUGACUGCUGUCACAAAAACUGGCUCUAAGAAAAUGGAUUGGGGAAAAAAAGACAUUUAUGGAAAUGCUGGUAUUCACUUAGCUUGUGAAAUGCAUGAUGUCAAGGCUGUAGAAACUCAAAUAUUACUCGGAGUUGCUCCAACUCUAAAGAAGAGAGACUCCGGUGUCACCGCACUUCACAUUGCUGCAACCAAAGGUUAUUAUGAUAUUGUGAGAUUAUUAAUCUAUUUUUAUUCUGAACCAAUUACCUUCGCCAACAUGAGAGACGACAACGGUAUGACCGCCUUAAUGAGAAGCGUGAUGAGCAUUCACUGCAAUGACACCAUGGAAACGGAAGAAUUCUUUGAGAGAUAUUACCCUGCUUAUUAUCCAAAUUCCGCGCUAGGAUCCUUUGAAAAAUUUAUUCGAACUCAUUCACGAAACUGGAACAAGGAUUUGACACAAAACGAACGAGAAAAUUAUUUGAAAGUAUGGGCCUUUUUAUUGAAUGAGAUUGAUUACAACGCAUGUUGCACGACCAAAACCAAGGCACACGGUCUCAAUUUGUUCCAUUUAGCAGCAAUUGCCAAUAAUGCUGUAUUUUUGUCAUUAUGUGCCAUCUCCUUGCCUGGGGAGAUUUAUCAGAAAUUAUUCCUUGAGCAUGACAAGUAUGAAGGUUUUACUCCCCUUCAUGUGGCUUGUUGGUACAACAAUAUUGAAGUUGUGCAAGUCUUUUUAUCGAUUGCUACCGAAAAUGUUAAAAAUAUCCAAAAAAGGAAAUCCAUCAGAGAACGACGAAGAUAUACAGAUUUUGAUUCCUAUGAUCGAGAACACCCUUCAGAUUCAAUGGUAGAUUUACCAAUCACCAAGAAGAAGAGUGAUUCUGAAUUAUUUUCCAUGAAUUUUCCAUCCAAUUCUAGCAUUGCGCAAAAUAUGGUGGGAAGUAGUGAUGCCUCCCUAAUUGCUGAUUCUUCCAAUGAUAGUCACACACAUUUAACAAGUCAACUCCGUAUUCACAUUCCUGAACUUUGUUUGAACGUCACAAGUGCAUCUGGAAGUCAAUCCACACCUACUCCUAGCACUCCAGGAACUGCACGUAUCCUUAAAGGUCUUGAAAAACUUUCAAAUUUAAUCAAAACACCUCGAGUGAGAAGCCCCAACAGCAAUGAAGUUGUCUCUUCGAGAAAUACUACACAUCAAACACCACCAAAAACACCUGUCGAUGAAAGUGGAGCAAGUCAUAGCAGCAUUGACCAAAAAUCUGCAAAAUCUGGUUUCAGGUUUUUCAAGCGUUCUCGUCCGAAAAAAGGAGCUAGAAUUCAUCUCGACGAAUUACAUGAACAAGAAACAUUACCAGUCGUAUUCAAUGAUCGAAAGAAUAUGGAUCCACACAAUUUCCGUUAUCCCAUCGACACACCCAACUUGUAUGGAGAGACUGCAUUAUUUGUCGCAUUAGAACGAUUCAAACUGAUAUUAUUGGAGGAACAAGAAAUUAGAAACCCUCUUCUUCAAAAGAUGAUUCUUGAAAACAAACGAAAGCAUCAAAACGAAUUGAAGAGAGAAUACCAAGCAACAUCUACACAUACUAAUGAACCUAUUGCCACCUCUGCAAACUCUCCACUGGGAAUUUCUGCACACUCCAUCUAUUCUUCUCCAUCUUCUUCAGAUAAGAGUUCACGUUUUCCAAGCUUCCGUCGAUUGAGUAGUGUUCACACAGGUUCUUUUAACAUGGAUAAAUAUUGGGAAGCUUUAUAUUCUCGCCUCACCUCCAUCGAUAACAUUGUUCACAUGUUGAUUGUGGCCAAGAGUUGCAUGAAAACAAAGAGCACUCGUCACAAAGAUGUCACCAUGCCACUCAUGGUUCAACGAAUUGUGGAUGAAGUUGAAAAAUUACCAGAUGAAGGAACCAAGCUCUCUGAUAUUCACAAUCACAUUUCAAUCAAGUAUACACUUCUUUUGAAGCAUUACAAACAUCAUCGAUAG
Messenger RNA from Naegleria fowleri, 5316 nucleotides. RefSeq lists its product as uncharacterized. The record is from RefSeq and is a predicted model, not a curated record. The transcript has a single exon. Bases 1 to 5316 code for a protein of 1771 amino acids. Gene Ontology annotation, molecular function: protein binding. NCBI's taxonomy places the organism in Eukaryota, Heterolobosea, Eutetramitea, Acrasida, Naegleriidae.